AUGGCAUCGAGGAGCAGAGAGGAGAUGACGGCCGCGGUGUUCCCGGUCAGGGUCUUCACCCUGGAGGAGGAGGAGGUGGAGGAGGAGGAGGUGGAGGAGCAGCAGCGGAUGCAGGAGGCGCUGGGAGGCGCUCCUCAGGUGACGGUGCGCCGGCACCGACCCGGCGGGGACCUGACCCUGAUGCUCCGCACCGCCGCCGGGCCCCUGGGGGGAGUGAACCUCAGGGUGCAGGACGGCGAUGGAGGGUCUGUGUUUGACAUCAGCUUCUCCAGUGAAACCAGUAGCUGUCGGGUGGGAUCCCAGUCUCUGCUGGUCACUCACGGUGGUCUCAGCAUUCUGCUACUUUGCAAAUCCCCCGCCGACGUGCAGAACAUCUGCCAGCUGCUGUUUAGAUCGGACAAUGGCCGCCAAGACGGCCGCCAAGAACGGCCCCAAGAUGGCCACCAAGAACGGCCCCAAGAUGGGCCCCAAGAAAGGCGACAAGAUGGCCCCCGCUCCAACACUGCUGACCGGAGAAUGGCAGAGUCCGUGGCCAUGAAGUAUUUUAUGUACCCCGGCUGUCUGUCCCAGCAGCAGAACCUGCUCCAGGACUACCAGCGGACCGCCACGUACCAGAGAGCCUUCCUGGACAACGAGGCGGACUUUAGGGACAAGGUGGUCCUGUGUGUGGGCGGGGGCUCCGGGAUUCUGUCUUUCUUUGCAGUCCAGGCCGGAGCUAAGAGGGUCUACGCUGUCGAGACCCCCCCCAUUGCCGAAUACCUGAAGGUCCUGCUCGGGGGUAACGGUCUCUCUCUCUGUAGGUCCUGCUCGGGGGUAACGGUCUCUCUCUCUGUAGGUCCUGCUCGGGGGUAA
Molecule: messenger RNA, 852 nt
Organism: Gadus macrocephalus (Pacific cod)
Lineage: Eukaryota; Metazoa; Chordata; Actinopteri; Gadiformes; Gadidae
Product: histone-arginine methyltransferase CARM1-like
Exons: 7
Coding region: 1-852 (283 amino acids)
Biological process (GO): peptidyl-arginine methylation
Molecular function (GO): protein-arginine N-methyltransferase activity
Source: RefSeq, a predicted model, not a curated record